This is a messenger RNA of Penicillium nucicola, 573 nucleotides long. RefSeq lists its product as uncharacterized. Lineage: Eukaryota; Fungi; Ascomycota; Eurotiomycetes; Eurotiales; Aspergillaceae. Bases 1 to 573 code for a protein of 190 amino acids. The transcript is spliced from 3 exons. The record is from RefSeq and is a predicted model, not a curated record.
AUGUCCACACUUGAAAACGUUCGGUCAAGUGACUGGCUUCAACUUGGAAACGACGAAACCUACUGGGUUCAAAUUAAUCAAUACAUUCCUGACGAUCACUUUGAUUGGCAGUCAAUUCUGAAACCCGAAUUUGACUUAGCCCCACGAGAAGGGCAGCGAAAAUUAUAUGUGUGUGCACAGCCCGAGAUUUGGUCUCGUGUACCAAGACAGUUAAAUGCUGAAUGUGACAUGAAAUUUGAACUUGCCAAAUCAGAAUACGUUCAAUACAUCCGCAAAAGCUUUCGCAAAUUCGAGAUAACUUACGUAUCAAUUGCGUUCCCGCUCAAAUAUCAACAUCUCCCCGGAAACGGCGAGCAGUGCCCAGAGCCAUGCGGUAUCGCAUGGGUCAGGAGUUCAGACUCGAAAAAAAAGGUCGAUGUCUUCCUUAACAGUAGUGGACUUCCGGAUGGCUGUAUCUCUAGCUCGGAGUUCAAGAUCUUUGAACUUUUUCUGAGGCAUCUCAAGAGCAAAUGGGAUGAUGUGUGUUCGGUUGCUGUUGAAGAAAUCUAUGAAAUGAUUGAGAUGCGAGAUUGA